CGUAGCAUUAAGCAUGGAUAUAAAUAUUAAUGGAAUCUGGCCACUUAAGGAGGUCCAAGCGGAUCGGUAGUAUUUCGUUGGAUGGUAUGCAGGAAAAUAUUAAAUGUCACCCAACAACUCCCUGUCCUGCCCUACCGGCAGCAUUUAUGUUCAUGAAUGCAAUACUAUCCUUCCAAUCGCCCCUUCCUGUGUGUAUUUAUAGGCAUGGCCACUCAACCGCGUCGUUGCAGGAUCUUGUCUCCAGUACUUUCAUUUUUGUUCCUUCUUUCUUCCCUUUGUUUGCAGCAAGAUUGAUAGAAAUGGAGAGGGAGAGUAAGGCGAAGGCUCAUCUCAUGAGUUUUCUAUUAGCAGGUUUAGUUUUCCAGACUGUGAUCACUCCGGUUGUGUCUCGGAGCCUUGAGGAAUUCUCAGACCAGAAGAACUACUACUCCACCCCACAUAGUAGGACUCCGAAACACCCACAUAAGGAACCGACAUCAUGUUCGACUCCAUCAAAUGGUGGCCCAUCGACUCCCUCUCAUGGAGCCGGAGGCGGCCAUGGCUUGCCAACACCAUCACAUGGAAGCGGAUGCGGCCAUGGGUCACCAUCGCCGUCACAAGGAGGUGAAGGCAGCUAUGGGUCUCCGCCACCGUCACAAGGAGGCGGAGGCGGAGGCGGAGGCGGCCACGCAUCGCCACCGCCAUCACAUGGAAGCGGAGGUAGCUACGAUACACCAUCACCUUCGCGUGGGAGUGGCGGCUACCACAAUGCGCCACCAUACAGUGGCGGCCAUUCCUCGCCAGCAAUAAUUCCUCCUUCGUCUCCCCCUAUGGUUGUGCCACCCGUCACCCCAUCACCAGGAAAUGGAGGGAGCUUUGGUACACCAACACCUCGAAGCAGUGGUGGCUCGCCGCCGCCCUUCCCUGUGGUUCAGUCACCAGUCACACCACCUGUAAGUGGAGGUAUCUACGGUACACCAACACCCUCCCAUGGAAGCGGUGGUUACUACAAUUCACCUCCAACUCCAAGCAGCGGUGGCUCGCCGGCCAUCAUCCCCUCUCCGCCCUCCCCCAUGGUUGAGUCACCGGUCACACCACCGGGAAGUACUGGAGGUGGCUACGGUACACCAACACCCUCACAUGGAAGCGGUGGUUCCUACAACUCACCUCCAACUCCAAGCAGCGGUGGCUCGCCGGCCAUCAUCCCCUCCGCGCCCUCCCCUGUAGUUGAGUCACCGAUCACACCACCUGGAAGUGGAGGUGGCUGCGGUGCACCAACACCCUCACAUGGAAGCGGUGGUUACUAUAAUUCACCUCCAACUCCAAGCAAUGAUUGCUAUAAUUCACCUCCAUCCUCCCCUACGAUCGAGCCGCCUGUCACCCCGACUCCAACCAUUCCGGACAUCACACCGCCGUCGCCCUUGAUCCCGGAUCCAAACAGCCAUCCAUCCUUCACCGGCACUUGCAACUACUGGAGGACACACCCUGAAGCCAUAUUGACUGUACUGGGAUACUUGGGCAACAUCAGCCAGCUCUUUGGGGCGGCAUGCGGCUUGGCUUUUGGGAGAGACCUCAGCUUGCCUGAAGCCUUGGCAAACACCAGGGCCGAUGGGAUCGGCGCCCUCUACCGGGAAGGAACGGCUUCUUUGCUCAACUCUCUUGCUGAUAGGAGAUUCCCCUUCACCACCCAACAGGUCACGGAUGCCUUUGCGGCUGCCGUCACCUCCGACGAGGCUGCGGCAACGCAGGCAGAGCUCUUCAAGCAAGCUAACGAAGGACGUCUCAAGUUUUAGAAGCAUAAAUAAUCGUGUUUUUUUAUAUAUGUGUGCUUUUUUUCUUGGUUCUCUAGUUAGUUCAUGGGUGCACUCCUGCGUCGGUGUUUUGUCGCGUCUAGGCUUCGGUUGUGCCUUGUAAGUUGGUUGUUUCAGCUGAAACUCCUUGUAUUAGUGUGGUUGCUGGGGAACCAGAGUUGAAUGAAAAGCUAAAACCAGUACCAGAGCAGAAAAAGA
Messenger RNA from Phoenix dactylifera (date palm), 1988 nucleotides. RefSeq lists its product as uncharacterized. Lineage: Eukaryota; Viridiplantae; Streptophyta; Magnoliopsida; Arecales; Arecaceae. The record is from RefSeq and is a predicted model, not a curated record.